Messenger RNA from Salarias fasciatus (jewelled blenny), 5268 nucleotides. RefSeq lists its product as uncharacterized. Gene Ontology annotation, molecular function: GTP binding. NCBI's taxonomy places the organism in Eukaryota, Metazoa, Chordata, Actinopteri, Blenniiformes, Blenniidae. The coding region runs from base 66 to 4577 and encodes 1503 amino acids. The record is from RefSeq and is a predicted model, not a curated record. The transcript is spliced from 17 exons.
CCUGUCUGAAGUCCAGCUGUGCUGAAGAGUCGUGUUUUCUGUGACUUACGCCUCACUGGAGAAAGAUGGGUGAUAUUUACCGCUACCCGGUUUAUUUUGAAGGUGGCAGACUGUCCCAGGAGCAGAAGAGGAGAAUUACAAAUUAUUUCAGGGUCAAACGUAAAUCAGGCGGAGGAGAGUGUUCACCUGUGGAGGAAGUGUCAGAAAACAUCUACAGGAUUGCUUUCAGACAUCGAGAAGAUCAACAGGCGGUGCUGCAGCGGACACAGCACAUCCUACAGCUUGAAGAAGAGAGUCUGACAUUGACUGUCAAGGAAAGUCUGGACCCUCAAACCUCUGGACACACCUCCACCUCCUCCCCCUCCACCUCUUCCACCUGUCCAGCCCAGACCCCACAGGUGAUUCCUCCAUCACCUCCACCCCCAAGUGGUGAAGACUAUGAAUUACAUCCUGAUGGUUUCCUGAGGGAAAGUCUGCAGGCUUCUGCCUUCUCUGCUCCAUUUGACCCAGCAGAACAGGUUUCAGUCAAGAGUCCAGCUGUGGAGGAAGUUGGAAACAGUCAAGGCAACUAUGACUCUUUACUUGAAUCCUUCAGCUCUCGUCAGGCCACAAAUGAGUUUUCCCAGGUGAACUCCACGGUAGAAGAUGUAGAGGACAGGUCUUCUUUGAGGGACAGUUUGGCCUCUGGAAACAGAACCUUGACAACAAACAGCCCAUCAAGUGGUGCAGAGAUCCAGAUGGAAGCUGCUGCACAGAUCCCAGCAGGACGAACCACCCGAGGACGCGGAGUCCACGUAGAGAUCAUUCAGGGAACCAUAGAAACCCAACAGGUUGAUGCACUGGUAUCACCAAUGAUCGGCUAUGAUCUUCAAACUACAACGAUUGGAAACACUUUACACCAGCGGGUUGGGCCACAGCUGACGGCAGCAUUUGAAGCAGCAGCAGGCUCUGACGUGAUGGUGGGCUUCCCCGUGCUGGUGGAGAACUUACCUGGACUCCCUUCACAUGCAGUGUUCUUCCUCAGUCUUUGUCCCUGGAACGGAGAUCCAGAUGGGGCUGCAGCUGAAGUUCUUAAAAUGGGCAUCAAUUCAAUCCUGACGUCAUGUGACAGCAGAGGGUUUGGAUCUGUGGUGUUUCCUGUACUUGGGCCUGGACUGAUGUUGUCUUUUCCCAUCGCUGUCGUAGCCAAAGUUUUACUGGAAGGAAUUUAUACAUUCCAACAACAAAGAACCAGCAGCAGACCCCUGACGGUCCGCAUUGUCAUCCACCCAGACGACCACGUGUCCAGUCAGGUCUUCAGGUCUGCUCAAGAGGAGAGUCAUGGAAACCAGGUUCAAGAUCAACAGUCGGUGCUGCAGCGGACGCAGCACGUCGUACAGCUUGGAGAAGAUAGUCUGACAUUGACUGUCAAGGAAAGUCUGGACCCUCAAACCUCUGAACACACCUCCACCUCCUUCUCCUCCUCCACCCGUCCAGCCCAGACCCCACAGGUGAUUCCUCCAUCACCUCCACCCCCAAGUGGUGAAGACUAUGAAUUACAUCCUGAUGGUUCCCUGAGGGAAAGUCUGCAGGCUUCUGCCUGCUCUGCUCCAUUUGACCCAGCAGAACAGGUUUCAGUCAAGAGUCCAGCUGUGGAGGAAGUUGACUCUUUACUUGAAUCCUUCAGCUCUCGUCAGGCCAGAGAUGACUUUUCCCAGGUGAACCCCACGGUAGAAGAGGUAGAGGACAGGUCUUCUUUGAGGGACAGUUUGGCCUCUGGAAACAGAACCUUGACCACAAACAGCCCAUCAAGUGGUGCAGAGAUCCAGAUGGAAGCUGCUGCACAGAUCCCAGCAGGACGAACCACCCGAGGAGGCGGAGUCCACAUAGAGAUCAUUCAGGGAACCAUAGAAACCCAACAGGCUGAUGCACUGGUAUCACCAAUGAUCGGCUACGAUCCUCAAACUUCAAGGAUUGGAAACACUUUACACCAGCGGGUUGGGCCACAGCUGACGGCAGCAUUUGAAGCAGCAGCAGGCUCUGAAGUGAUGGUGGGCGUCCCCGUGCUGGUGGAGAACUUACCUGGACUCCCUUCACAUGCAGUGUUCUUCCUCAGUCUUUGUCCCUGGAACGGAGAUCCAGAUGGGGCUGCAGCUGAAGUUCUUAAAAUGGGCAUCAAUUCAAUCCUGAAGUCAUGUGACAGCAGAGGGUUUGGAUCCGUGGUGUUUCCUGUACUCGGAGCUGGACUGAUGUUGUCUUUUCCCAUCGCUGUUGUAGCCAAGGUUUUACUGAAAGGAAUUUAUACUUUCCAACAACAAAGAACCAGCAGCAGACCCCUGGCGGUCCGCAUUGUCAUCCACCCAGACGAUCACGUGUCCAGUCAGAUCUUCAAGUCUGCUCAAGAGGAGAUUCAUCGAAACCAGGUUCAAGAUCAACAGUCGGUGCUGCAACGGACGCAUCACGUCGUACAGCUUGGAGAAGAUAGUCUGACAUUGACUGUCAAGGAAAGUCUGGACCCUCAAACCUCUGAACACACCUCCACCUCCUUCUCCUCCUCCACCCGUCCAGCCCAGACCCCACAGGUGAUUCCUCCAUCACCUCCACCCCCAAGUGGUGAAGACUAUGAAUUACAUCCUGAUGGUUCCCUGAGGGAAAGUCUGCAGGCUUCUGCCUGCUCUGCUCCAUUUGACCCAGCAGAACAGGUUUCAGUCAAGAUUCCAGCUGUGGAGGAAGUUGACUCUUUACUUGAAUCCUUCAGCUCUCGUCAGGCCAGAGAUGAGUUUUCCCAGGUGAACUCCACGGUAGAAGAGGUAGAGGGCAGGUCUUCUUUGAGGGACAGUUUGGCCUCUGGAAACAGAACCUUGACCACAAACAGCCCAUCAAGUGGUGCAGAGAUCCAGAUGGAAGCUGCUGCACAGAUCCCAGCAGGACGAACCACCCGAGGAGGCGGAGUCCACGUAGAGAUCAUUCAGGGAACCAUAGAAACCCAACAGGUUGAUGCACUGGUAUCACCAAUGAUCGGCUACAAUCCUCAAACUUCAAGGAUUGGAAACACUUUACACCAGCGGGUUGGGCCACAGCUGACGGCAGCAUUUAAAGCAGCAGCAGGCUCUGAAGUGAUGGUGGGCAUCCCCGUGCUGGUGGAGAACUUACCUGGACUCCCUUCACAUGCAGUGUUCUUCCUCAGUCUUUGUCCCUGGAACGGAGAUCCAGAUGGGGCUGCAGCUGAAGUUCUUAAAAUGGGCAUCAAUUCAAUCCUGACGUCAUGUGACAGCAGAGGGUUUGGAUCCGUGGUGUUUCCUGUACUCGGAGCUGGACUGAUGUUGUCUUUUCCCAUCGCUGUCGUAGCCAAGGUUUUACUGAAAGGAAUUUAUACUUUCCAACAACAAAGAACCAGCAGCAGACCCCUGACGGUCCGCAUUGUCAUCCACCCAGACGACCACGUGUCCAGUGAGAUCUUCAAGUCUGCUCAAGAGGAGAUUCAUCGAAACCAGGUUCAAGAGUCAAAGCGGAUCGUCAUGCUGGGAAAAACUGGCAGUGGGAAAAGCAGCCUCGCUAACAUCAUACUUGGAGAGGACUUGUUCACCGCAAAUCAUUCUUCUGUGUCUGGAACAGCCACAUGUCAAGCUGAAACCAGAGAUGUCAGUGACAGAAAGAUCACUUUGGUCGACACGCCUGGUUUGUUUGACACAGAAAGGUCAGAGGAGGAUUUGAAGCCUGAGAUCUUGAAGUGCAUUACAGAGUGUGCUCCUGGAAUUCAUGCCUUUCUCAUCGUGCUGAAAGUUGAGACAUUCUCAGAGCAGGAGCAAGAAGUCAUCAGCAGAAUAUGUGAGUAUUUCUCUGCAGAUGCUCUGAAAUACGGCGUGGUCGUCUUCACUUUUGGCGACCAGCUAAAUGAAGGGAUGAAAAUCGAGGAGUUCAUCAGUGAGAAUCCAAAGCUGAGCGACCUGGUGAGCAGUUGUGGCGGCCGGUGCCAUGUUUUCGACAACAAAUACUGGAACGACAACACGCUGCAGAACGACUACAGGAGCAACCGCUUCCAGAGGGAAGAGUUACUGAAGACCAUCGACAAGCUAACGGUGAAAAGAAACGGCAAAUGCUACACCAACGACCUGCUGCAAGGUGUGGAGAGAGAAAUCCAGAGAGAGGAGGACCAAAUCAAGCAGUCAUCUCCAGAAAACCUGCCACCAGAGGAGAUCAGAAACCAGGCCAGACGCCAAGUGGCCAACAGAUUUCUGAUCGAACUGGCCGGGGUCGCAACGGGGGCUUUGUUGGGAGCUUUGUUUGGCAUAGAAGCUCUGGUUAGAGUAGUUACAAUGGCUGUGACACAAAUAUCUCAAACAAAAUACCAAGUGAUGAAGAGAGUCAAAGGGUCAAUAGUCUGCAAAGGGUCUGCAGGAGCAGUGUCCGCAACAGCAGUGGUUGUGGGAGGGCAAGCAGCAUUAGCUGUUGGAGCAGCAGGAGGACUCGUGGGCGGUGCUAUUGGACAUGAAGCAGCUCAGGAAGCAGAAACAGUGCUGGAUGCAGUGAUAAAGGUGGGAACAGCUUUAACAGAACAAAGAAGAAAUUUAAUUCAGUCUUUAGAAGAUACACCUUGAGAAGGCCACACAUUAAAGCCUGAAGGAGAAGACGUUCAUACUGACUCACUUCACUUCUUUAGUUUAGACCAGGGCCGGUCCGUCCUACAGGUGAAGCAGUUUCCUGCCUGGGGCACCACGUACUCGGGGGGGGGGGGGGGGGGGAGCGCUGUGUGUGAGCACCGCUCUGCGCCGCUGUGAGGAUCCGCUACUCGGCACUUGUCGGCAUCGCCCCCCGCUCAACAACUCUUGGCAUUCUCAUCAUCCUUGAACUUGUGGUCUUGAGUCUUUUGUAGAUUUGUGGGUUUUGUCAUUCUGUUUUUUAAAUGUCUUUUUAGUUUGUAUUUCUAUUAUGUUUUUAUUUCCUUUAAACGUGUAAUGUUGUUUUUAUUUCAUUAUUUUGCAUCCAUGGGUUAGAAAAUCUUCUCUUUAGUAGUUUUGUGUGUUUUAUUCCUUUUAAGAUGAAUUUCUCAGCCUCUCUCUGAAGGUGUGUUGCUAUUCAGUCACAGCUUCUCAGACAGGAAACGUCUCUCUUCUCUCGUCAGCUGCAGUGAGCGGAAAUGUUAAAUCAGAUGAGGAAACAGUUUCAUUAAACUGUCCAAUGUUAACUCAUAAUCAGUAAGAGUUCAUGUAUUGUUGAUUUUCUGGAGCAGUGCUUUCUAUUAUAAUCUAUUAUAAUAAUAUAAUUAAUAAAGUUCAUCAUCUUGGAAUU